This is a messenger RNA of Pistacia vera, 2220 nucleotides long. RefSeq names its product phosphoglucomutase, chloroplastic. Bases 140 to 2023 code for a protein of 627 amino acids. Gene Ontology annotation, molecular function: magnesium ion binding; phosphoglucomutase activity. Gene Ontology annotation, cellular component: cytosol. The record is from RefSeq and is a predicted model, not a curated record. Gene Ontology annotation, biological process: carbohydrate metabolic process. NCBI's taxonomy places the organism in Eukaryota, Viridiplantae, Streptophyta, Magnoliopsida, Sapindales, Anacardiaceae. The transcript is spliced from 23 exons.
AGAUAAGUGGAUCUCAAUUCCCAAGUACAUGUGGCAGGCAGUCGUUAGAUUUUCUCAAAUCUCAAAAACUAUUCUACUUCAUCACUCUAACUCCAUAAUUGCAAUCAAACACUGAUUCAACUUCACCUCAUUAUCAUCAAUGGCUUCCUCUUCUUCUUCUUCUCUCAGACUAAACAAUCUUUUAUUAUCUUCUUCUCCUACUCUCAAAUUCAAACCAUCUUUAUCCUCAUCAUCUUUUUCUCUCCUUUCAUCUCCAUCAAAACUCCCUCUUAUUAGAACCUCACACUGGCAUUCCUUCCCUGUUAAAGCCGCCUCCCCUUCUUCCACUGCCAUUGCUGAGCCUGAAGGCAUCAAGAUUAAUUCCGUGCCUACUAAGCCGAUCGAGGGCCAAAAGACUGGAACCAGUGGUCUACGAAAGAAGGUUAAAGUUUUCAAAGAAGAGAAUUACCUCGCAAAUUGGAUCCAGGCAUUGUUUAAUUCAUUGCCACCGGAGGACUACAAGAAUGGGCUUUUGGUAUUAGGAGGAGAUGGUCGCUAUUUUAACAAGGAAGCUUCACAGAUUAUAAUCAAAAUUGCUGCGGGGAAUGGUGUUGGCAAAAUUCUGGUUGGCAAGGAUGGCAUUAUGUCAACACCAGCUGUUUCUGCUGUAAUCAGGAAGCAGAAGGCCAAUGGUGGAUUUAUAAUGAGUGCAAGCCAUAAUCCUGGUGGGCCAGAAUAUGAUUGGGGUAUUAAGUUUAAUUACAGCAGUGGGCAGCCUGCUCCUGAAUCCAUAACUGACAAGAUCUAUGGGAAUACACUCUCUAUCUCUGAGAUUAAAAUGGCCGACAUUCCUGAUGUUGAUCUUUCUAGCCUCGGAGUUACACAAUACGGAAACUUCAGUGUUGAAGUAGUAGACCCAGUUUCUGACUAUUUGGAGCUUAUGGAGAAUGUUUUUGAUUUCCCACUCAUCAAAAGUCUUCUCACACGACCUGAUUUCAGGUUUAUAUUUGACGCCAUGCAUGCGGUUACUGGUGCUUAUGCAAAACCCAUAUUUGUAGACAAGUUGGGAGCUGGAUUGGAUUCAAUUUCAAAUGGGGUGCCUUUGGAGGAUUUUGGGCAUGGUCACCCUGACCCUAAUCUCACGUAUGCCAAAGAUUUGGUGAACAUUAUGUAUGGCGAGAAUGGACCUGAUUUUGGAGCAGCAAGUGACGGAGAUGGUGAUAGAAACAUGAUUCUAGGUAAGGGGUUUUUUGUUACUCCAUCAGACUCGGUUGCAAUUAUUGCAGCAAAUGCACAAGAAGCCAUUCCAUACUUUAAGAGUGGCCCUAAGGGUUUAGCCAGAUCCAUGCCAACAAGUGGUGCUCUUGAUUGUGUUGCUGAAAAAUUGAAGCUUCCUUUUUUUGAGGUCCCCACUGGAUGGAAAUUUUUUGGAAAUCUUAUGGAUGCUGGGAAGUUGUCAGUUUGUGGGGAAGAAAGUUUUGGUACAGGUUCUGAUCAUAUUCGUGAGAAGGAUGGCAUAUGGGCUGUACUGGCAUGGCUUUCAAUUAUUGCACAGCGAAACAAAGACAAAAAACCAGGGGAAAAAUUGUUAUCUGUUGCUGAUGUUGUGAAAGCACAUUGGGCAACAUAUGGGAGAAACUUCUUUUCAAGAUACGACUAUGAAGAAUGCCAAUCUGAAGGAGCCAAUAAAAUGGUAGAAUAUCUUCGAGAUUUGAUCUCUAAGAGCAAGGCAGGUGAUAAGUAUGGAAGUUACACCCUUCAAUUUGCAGAUGACUUCACAUACACUGAUCCUGUUGAUGGAAGUGUGGUCACAAAGCAAGGUGUCCGGUUUGUUUUCACCGAUGGAUCAAGGAUAAUAUUCCGUUUAUCAGGAACGGGUUCAGCUGGUGCAACUGUUAGAAUGUACAUUGAACAGUUUGAGCCUGAUGUCUCUAAACACGAAAUGGAUGCUCAAAUAGCCUUAAAACCAUUGAUAGAUCUGGCAUUGUCCGUAUCAAAGCUGAAGGACUUCACAGGAAGGGAGAAACCUACAGUCAUCACAUAAAGUUCCGAGUCUUUUUAAGUUAUGGUAAAAGGAAGGACGGGCUGUCAUCUUCCUGGGUUGAGCUAUCAUAAAUAUUCUCUCUUCAGUUUUGACAGUGCGGUAGGAAAUCUGGCAUUGCGGAACAAUAAAUAAAUCCAUGUAAUAAUCAAAUCAUCAAAUAUGUAGUAUAUAGCAAUAAAAUAUCCAUCUUUCACUGC